Molecule: messenger RNA, 1239 nt
Organism: Diaporthe batatas
Lineage: Eukaryota; Fungi; Ascomycota; Sordariomycetes; Diaporthales; Diaporthaceae
Exons: 3
Coding region: 158-856 (232 amino acids)
Source: RefSeq, a predicted model, not a curated record
AGUUGCUCGUAGGCUCCUCCGUGGUUCUGCGAACCUACCCUAGCGUCACUCUCUUGUACAUAUUGUACUACGUCUAUUCAAUAGACAGCCAGUUUCUUCCUGAAGUCCAAGUAGCGAGUGGUAGCCUACCGGUUACAGUCUAGAGUACCAAGAUAAGAUGGAGUCAGUGUACCCAAACCAGGUGAUCACGCUGUUCGAUGGAGCGUUGAAAGUUCUCCCGAAGUCACAUCCUGAGAGAGGUUUCGCCUUCGAAGCAAUGUUCAUACUGGACCACCCGUCUUUUGCAAAGUUCAGAUCGGCCAAGCCACCUCUCCACAUGCACCACCAGGCGGAGUACAUCCAAGUCCUUGAGGGGGCACUGGUCGUGGAGGUUGAGGGUAAGGAACACGUGCUGCGGCCCGGGGAUGGCGAAUUAGCUGUCGCCCCGUGGGCGAUACAUCGCCUCUACACACUGCCCGCACCGGCACCCGGAGAACCAGUGUCAGAAGACUUCAAUAUCGUGCGAUUCGUGGCGUCCGCUGAGAGAACCUUGGAGGUUUUCCAGAUGGACCUCGUGUUCUUCGAGAACUGGUAUAAGUACCAGGAUGAAGUAAUACGCAACAAGAAACAGAUUGAUAUCAUCCAGGCUAUGUGUACCUUUGACGCGGGGGGUUCUUAUAUGACUCUCCCAUGGUGGGUGCCUUUCAGAAAGGCCUCUUCGCAGAUUUUGGGCAUUAUCGUCGGGAGAUGGAUAGCAGGCAUGCUUGGAUACCAACCCUUUUAUCGGAAGUGGUCAACGGACUGGGCACUGGCCGAUGCUAAAAUGAGAUCAUCUGUGUUCUAUCGACGGUUCGCAGACAGCAAGAAGGCUGCAUGAUUCCAUCAGCUUCUUUCUAGCUGUCACAAGUAACAGGUGUCGGGAACGGAGUUCGACGGUGAGGGCCGAAUUGGAAAUGCACGAUGAUAUGUUUCACUACGCGUAAUUAUCAAUUGAUUAUUGUACCUAGAAAAGCAGGGAAAAGCUCGAUAAAGACGCUGUAGUGAGCUCACAGAUUCAUACAAGGAAUCGUAUCGAGACGUGUGUGGUUUCGCUUCUAUUCCGUAUACGUCCGAGGACAUACAUGGUGCCUUCAUACGGUGUAUCGAGACGUGUACCGGUGGCUUUUUUGAUCGGUUGAACAGGAGAAAGGCAAAGUUCAAGACCCAGAAGAAUCAAUGCUUGUAAGCUAUUGUGGAGAACCAAAGCGUGUAUCUCCUAAG